GGUUGCAACAGUUUGACCUUCACAAAAUAAAGCAUGCCGACCGGAUUCGAGGUAUUUUUCUGAGUGAAAAUAAUAUCCGAUAUUUACCAGAUCUGAAAAAUCUGACUUCUCUAGAGAUCCUAUUCCUUGCAAGAAAUCCAAUCCAGACCGUUUCCUACUCGCCCCUUCCUCCAAUGAUCAAGAAAAUUGAUCUGAGUUACGCCAGACUCCUGCAGCUCCCUCGGUCGUGGACUAACAACCAUCUUACCGUGCUUUGUUUAGAUGGCAAUCGUGUUGAAUCGCCUGAAGACCUUUUCAAUUCUAAAAACGUUUCCUUGAGUAACUUAAGGUUAUCGGAAAACAAGAAAAAUUACUUAAGUCCGUUGCCUUAUUUACCGAGCGUGGUUUCCCUUUCUAUCGUAGAUUCGGUAUUAAGUGCAGAAAUACCGAACAUGUGUUGGCCUAUGUUGUUUCCAAAUAUUAAGCAUCUUGUUCUCAGAGAAAACAAUAUUCUUGAGUUUCGAAUACCAGAUGAUAAAUGUAAUCUUUCUGAUUCUACGACCUCUUCAAGAUCGUCAACGCUUAUUAACCUGCAUCUUGACGAGAAUCGGAUUGCAUCCUUUUCCUUUCUCCGACGCAUUCCGAGCCUUCGACUACUCAACAUGGCACAUAAUGAUAUUCAAGAAAUGGACUGGCAAUCCUCCGACCAACAUGGCAAUAUAGCAGCAAUAAAUCUGUCCUACAACCGACUAGUUGUACUAGAUAAAUUUACUUGUAUGAGCGCACUUGGCAUGCUUGUCCUGUCCCACAAUCAAAUUCGAGUGGUCGUCCCAGGAGCGUUCAAAGGCUCUUUUAACAUUUGGUAUCUAAAUUUGGAUGGAAAUCAAUUAACAGAAGUUCCAGAUCUAUCCAUGUUGUCACAGAUUUCGUUCUUGGAUUUAAGCUUCAAUCGCCUUAAAGUACUGAAUGAGAGAGAUGUAAGAAACCUUACGGUUCUCCUUCGCCUAACACUUCAAUCAAAUGAAAUUAGUAACAUAUCACUUCCGCCAAAUCUGGCAUUACAUCGUCUGUAUUUACAAAAUAAUGCCUUGAAAUCUGUUGAGGAUAUUAGUGCUAUAUCUUUUGACGUAGGUGGAAAUAGGAUAAGCGAUAUUUGCUCAUUAGGUUUAUUUGAAAGAGUUUCAUUCAACAACAACAAAUUGUCAAACUUACGUUUGCCUUGGACAACGAGGCAGAUUAUUGGUUCUCAUAACCGUAUCAAAACAUUAACUGUCAAUUAUUGCCCUACCAACGACACUCAAAGUAACGACGGGUUGCAAAACACUCCCUGUAAUUUAUUCCAUAUUUCAUUACCAUGGAAUGACAUAUCAUACGUAGGUCCAGAAAGUAUGAAAGGGUGUUUUAUCACCUAUCUUAAUCUGGAAGGGAAUCCUAUUCUAUCAUUAUUUGUUGACCACUUUCCCGGAUUGAUGGUGCUCUUUUUAUCACAUACUAAUGUUCAUAAUGUUACCCUGGUUGCAUCUAAAAACACGUCUGUAACCUUACAAAGGAUUUCAAUGGUAAAUGUUACAUUGCGUUCUCUCAACCUCCUAACCAACUUAUCGUUUUUGGAAGAUUCACUUCUAUCGGUAACUGAUUUGGUCCUAACUGAAAAUCGCAUGGAUUAUAUUCCGGUGUUAACUGCGCCAUUCAUAAGGAAUUUAAAUCUAAGUUUGAACAUAAUCAGAUCCAUUCCCAGAGAGGCAUUCUCCCACAUCAGCAUGAUUAGAGUCAUCGAUCUUAGUAAGAACUUGAUUAAAAACAUCCCGAGCUUUGCCUUUUUUACAACGAUCCAUGUCCAAGAAAUCAAUCUUGAAAACAACCGAAUUGACUCAAUCGAGCAGUCUGCAUUCCCCAAUCAGAGCCAUUUUACCCUCCGCCUUGGAAACAACAACCUCAUGUCUUUGCUCCCAUCGUCUCGUCUCCCACUUCUCUCAAGGAACAUCUACUUUGACCCGAACCCCUGGCGUUGCGAUUGUGAGGAAAUGCCUCUUGUGGAAUGGCUCCAGAGGUCGGGGGUGCAGAGGGUCUACUGUUGGAGUCCAAUGAUUUUCAGAAAUAGAAGCGCUGUGAGUCUCUACCAUUCUGAUGUUUGUCCAAAAAACCGUGUCACAGAAACAUCUCCUACAAACGGUAUUUGCAAACACUUUCUUCUUAAUAGCACCGAAAGACAAUGGUUUCUUCAUUUAACUUGGAUUCUCUACAUAAGUUUUCUAUCGUGAGUGCACAUUGGAUGAGAAUUUAUGACUGAUCGGCAUUCAUAAAUAUGUUUUACGAAAGCUAAUUUUGGAUACACCACUAAAAAAUUAUUGUCCUAAAAUCAAUCAUACCUUUGGAGAAAAGAAAUAUUAAGAGCAAAAACUAUGCAGGAUCAAUUUCUUAGAUCGCGAAUUUUUAAUUUUUGCUUGAAU
Messenger RNA from Lytechinus variegatus (green sea urchin), 2429 nucleotides. Its product is annotated as leucine-rich repeat-containing protein 15-like. The transcript has a single exon. Gene Ontology annotation, molecular function: protein binding. The record is from RefSeq and is a predicted model, not a curated record. Bases 174 to 2240 code for a protein of 688 amino acids. Lineage: Eukaryota; Metazoa; Echinodermata; Echinoidea; Temnopleuroida; Toxopneustidae.